CAAUCUGUGCAUCGUCUGUUUGAUGGGCAUUUCUACAUUUUCAGAAAAGAAAAUCUGUUGGAGAAUUAGUUAAAGAGAUGUGACGAGCUAAAGGAAUAAUGUCAAUAUUCCAACAGAAGAGGAGUAUUCUUAUUCAUCUGGCAGGACUGUAAGUGAGAAUGUAUUGUAUGGACAUGAAACCACGUUUGGUUCGAUCCAAACCUGUCCUGCACAGGAAUCUGUGUCGAGCGAGACGCUUCCUUCACCAUCCGCACGAGGAACACUCAACCACACAAACCCAAACCAAAACUCUGAUGAUUACCAGGGACUGCAGCCUCACCGCGAUGAAUGUUGAGUCCUGGGCGGACUCACCUGACCUCCCGACCCCGCAGCAGCCCGACAGGUUGUGCCUGGAGUCCUUCUGGAGCGAAGUGGAGACCAUCCGGAGCGACUCGGAGCCCGACAGCAGCAGACGAGAUUCCCGACAGUCUGAAGACGGCGAGCAGGAGGAGCUCUGGCUGCAGGAUGCUGGUUUGUCUCUGGUAACAGGUGAAGAAGAGGACGUGGAUAAAGCCGUUCUGUUGUCGACUCUCACGAAGACUCAAGCAGCGGCGGUUCAGAGACGCAUCGACUCAUACACCUGCUCGCUGCGCAAGAGGAAUAAAACACCAGCGCGACACGUCAGAGACGUCUUCGCUUCCCCCAUUGCUCAGUCAGCAGUUCCUGAGACACACAACAGUGAACCUGACACACACAGAAACAUGGAGAGUGUGACAAAGACACAACGAUCAGCUGUCAGCGGUCAGGAAACUCAAGGGCUAAAGAUGGAUGAGAUCUUUAUCACAGACGUGGCAUAUUGUGAACAAGCAGCCAUCUUACUGAAACAAGCCAAACUACCACAGAACAACAGCAGCCAGUGCAGGAAAGAUGACGGAGCUCUGCCGCGGGUCAUCUGUCCACAGUGCCGGCUGGGAGUGACGCGGGUGCUGGAUCUUUCCCAGCAGGACAUGAAGAAGGUUCGUCAGCUGGCUCUGAUUGACAUGACGGCGCUCUGCGACCUGCUGGGGCUCGAGGUCAAACGGCACAAAACCAGCAAACGGAAAAUCCCUGAGAGCUGUUUGUUCGGCGUUCCUCUCGCCUCAUUAGUGGAGAGCGAUCAGAAGAUCAAACCCAACACUCAGAUCCCACUCUUCCUCCAAACACUUCUGUCGUUUCUGGAGAAGAAGGGUCUUGAUUCUGAAGGGAUUCUGCGGGUUCCAGGCUCUCAGUCCAGAAUAAAAGUGCUGCAGCAGAAGCUGGAGAACUCGUUUUACAGCGGUUCCUUCAGCUGGGACGAGGUCAGUCCGAAUGACGCCGCCGCUCUGCUCAAGAAGUUCAUCCGUGAACUCCCCGCGCCGCUGCUGACCGCCGAACACCUCAACAGCUUCAGCGCCGUCCGAGAUAUUGCAGACCUGAAGCAGAAGCUACAUGUGUUGAAUCUUCUUGUGCUGCUGCUGCCAGAACCCAACAGAAACACACUGAAGGCGCUGCUGGAGUUCCUCAGUAAGGUGGUGUUAUGUGAGCGGCGUAACCGCAUGAACCUGUGGGCCGUCUCCACCAUCAUGGCUCCAAACCUCUUCCUGCACAAAGCUGUUCCCAGUAAACUAGCGGUGGACGGUCCAGAGAAGGGUCAGGCGGAGCGGGCGGCAGACAUCAUGAGACUCCUCAUCCGCUACCAGGACCUGCUGUGGACGGUUCCUAACUUCCUGUUGAGUCAGGUGAGGAAGCUGAACGAGAACAGCAGCCGUCGCUAUCAGUUCUACGACAAACGCAUCAAGCACCUGCUCAGGAAGAUCCACACGGACAGCAGAGACAAACCUGACAAGAACUCCGGCGAGCAGUGUCGGACUGUAAAGAUCCAGCUGGGUGACGUGAGUUUCUCGAUGGAGUUUCGUCUCACUAUUAAUUCUCGUGCUUCAGACCUGAUGUCACAGUUUUAUAAAGAACUACACACCUCUGACAACAGCAGGGGACUCCUGAAACGAAAUGGUUCAACAACCUACCCAGACUGUGCUCUCUAUGAAGUGGGCGGGAAUAUCGGUGAACAUUGUUUGGAUCCAGAGACUCAUUUGUUCGACCUGUACAACACCAACCCCAGCGGUGAGUGGAUCAUCAAACGGAGAUGGUCCAGCAGAGGGCAGUAGAGACACACGAGAGCGCCACAGGAGACCUUUGACCCCUGAGGAAAGCACUGCUCUGAACACUGAGAUCUGUCUGAUGUCAUGAAGCUGGACUUCUGCACUGAGUUUGGACUCUGUUGAUGUUGUGUUGUGCUGGUUUGAUGCUGAAGGGCCGCUGGAGAUUGUUGUAUUAUUUAUUAAGCGGCAGAGCAGCGCUGUGUUUGUAGAUGUGAUUAAUGAAUGUCAGGUGUUGUGCUGUACACAGAUCUGGUGCCUCGCAGUAUUAAACACACGACGCAGUGUGAGUCUCAGCGUGAGUCUGGAGCGUCACUGGACACUUAAGAUAAACGCUCUCUCUCUCUCUCUCUCACUUCUGUCGUUUGAUCCAAUUAUUACCUUCAGUACUACUUUUAAAUAUGUUAUUGUACUAUAUUGAAGCACUUCCAAGC
Messenger RNA from Carassius carassius (crucian carp), 2587 nucleotides. RefSeq names its product rho GTPase-activating protein 40-like. Gene Ontology annotation, biological process: regulation of actin filament polymerization; regulation of small GTPase mediated signal transduction; signal transduction. NCBI's taxonomy places the organism in Eukaryota, Metazoa, Chordata, Actinopteri, Cypriniformes, Cyprinidae. The coding region runs from base 159 to 2162 and encodes 667 amino acids. Gene Ontology annotation, cellular component: cytoplasm. The record is from RefSeq and is a predicted model, not a curated record. Gene Ontology annotation, molecular function: GTPase activator activity. The transcript has 15 exons.